GUGAAGGUUGUGUUUGACUCGUACCCCUCCGAUAAAGUGUUUAAUUAAACACGACGUUGCCCUUGAGCCGUAAUGGCCGCUUUCUUGUUGUAUUGUUCUCCUUCAUGGACAACAUGGCCGGCCUGGCAGUGACGUCACAGGUGCCCGUAUGUGGGCGGGGUCAGGAGCUGUGAGGGCUGACAGGCGCACCCGGAGAUCCGACGGGAUACUGCGCAUGCGCGGUGCAGAUUUACAGUGGCGUUUUUAGAGGCUAUUUACAUUCCGAAUCACCCGUAAACACGCAGUCUUACACAGUACAUUAACGUUAAACAGUUAAUAUCACAGUUCAUCUCCAUGUAGUAGUUUAGAUGCUCAUAUAAUCUGCGCACACACAAUUACUCUACUACGGCUAUAGAAGCUCCAGUACAACGGUUGCUAUGUGAACGACUUGUCAGACGUCCAAUCAGCGGACAGUUUAUUUGGCGUUCAGCCAAUCCGAGCGCGAGAAGAAUGUGGGCGGGGACUAAAGAAUAAAUAGCGCAGACAGGACGCCAUUUAAAAACACCGUUUAUUCUGUCGCUAGAUACAACUUUAAAUGCUAAAUUUAAAUAUUGUUAAAGAUGUUGUUAUUUAAAGUUCUCAUCUUUAACGGAUUUGAUAUAAACGACAUAUUUAAAAACGCAUAAAAGCUUUUGUUUUGGGUUUUUAAAUGUCAGUUGAGAAGUGGGCGUGGCUUCGUCCGAGUGAUGACUUACACCGAGGAGUUGUUUAUAUCAUCACUUUAAAUUCUGUUCUGUUUACAGCGCGUUUAUUCGUGGCUUAACAGGAAGUCGGCUCACUAGUCGCAUCCGCUUGCCGGAAGUAACGUGACGUCACAGCGCGUUUGCGCUCCAACGGUUUUAACGGUCCUGAAUAACACCCGGAAGUGCGAACAGCCAAUCAGAGCACAGGACACAACUUCACUCAGUGGUGUAGAAAUGUAAAGAUGUCGGCUCUGGUGAGGACAGUGAAUGUUCUCAGAGCAGGAGCUCAGCUCAUCAGACGCGGACCUCAGCACAGCUUUAUAAGGAAGGCAGGUGGAGCUCCACACAUUGUGGCUCAGUACCGUCAGCCUCCUCAGCUCACGAAUCGCCAGAAGUUUCGUGCUGAGCUGCUUAGCGGAUUCAUGUGGUUCUGGAUCCUGUGGCAUUGCUGGCACGAUUCAGACGCUGUACUGGGUCAUUUUCCAUGGCCGGACACAGACGCCUGGACUGACGAGGAGCUGGGAAUUCCUCCUGAUGAUGAGUGAUGUCAUCAUCCAGCACACCAGUGGGUGCUGAGUGGAGAGUGUGUGUGUGUGUGAUCUGUGACUUCCUGCUGUACAGAGACUCGUUCAGUCUGAUUUUGUUUUCUGUUCACGUCUAUUUAAAAAAAUAAAAAAAAAUAAAUAAA
Molecule: messenger RNA, 1410 nt
Organism: Tachysurus fulvidraco (yellow catfish)
Lineage: Eukaryota; Metazoa; Chordata; Actinopteri; Siluriformes; Bagridae
Gene: ndufb2
Product: NADH:ubiquinone oxidoreductase subunit B2
Exons: 5
Coding region: 965-1267 (100 amino acids)
Cellular component (GO): mitochondrial inner membrane
Source: RefSeq, a predicted model, not a curated record